GCGCGUGUGUAUUAUAUACAUCUCAUAGUAUAAAUACAAAAUAAUAUAUACAGCGCGGUUCCACAGUUUAAUAGCGCCGCCCCGUAGUAGAUCGUGUUGCAGCCACCACGGAGACUGAGAGCUUGUGUCGCAGUAAAGUCGCUGCAGUUACCGGACGUGUAUUGUCACGUGUAAGUUCUUAUCACUGUCCCGACUUCGUCGAUAUGCCGAACGUCAACGGAUUUACCCACGAGGACGAUAUCGUCCUGGUCGACUUGAUCCGACAACACCGCGAGCUUUAUGAUGUCCACCAUGAGAGAUACAAGGACAUCGUUUUCAAGGACCUCAAAUGGAAUGAAAUAUCGACCGAGAUCGGAAAAUCGGUUUAUCAAUGCAAGAGACGAUGGAAAAAUAUAAAAGCUUUUUACUUAAAAAGUAAAAGUAAUAUGGAAACUCGAUCAUCAGUAGAUAACAAUUGGUCAUUGUCUAGUUAUGUGUCAUUUCUAGAUGAAAAUAUAUACGAACAAAACAUUAAAUCAAGCAGUCAAAAUGGUGAAGCACAAUUGGAACUCGGGCAACAAAUUUUUGAUAAGUUUUUGCAUGAUGAUGAUUUAGCAUUGCCAUCUUCUUCUUCUACUAAGAAUACUAUUCAAUUAAAGGAAGACAAAAUAGCGGCUAUUUUAACAGAGGGAUUAAAAGAAAGAAAUGAAAUAUUGUUUAACAGUUUACAAAAGCAAAUUGAAAUACUUGAUAAUACCUCAUUUACAGUCACAAUUCAAUAUGAACAGAAUGAUACUUCAAACGUCCAAAACGAAGAAUUGAAAAAUGAUCACGGAGAACACGUCGCUAAUGACACUACCCAUGAUGAAGAAUUUACAUUGCCACAACUAUUACCAAAUUCGGUGUCUUGUUAUUUAGCUGAGAAACUUGCUCAAUCAAAGGAGAGAAAUACGAUUUUGCAUAAUUUGCAAAAACAAAUUGAAAUGCUUAAUAAUAAAUCAGAAACUACUAAAUCAUUAGAUUUGUUUUUUAAAAGUGUAUUACUUGAUGUUCAAGAUUUCUGUCCUCGUGCAAUUGAUGACAUCAAACCCAGAAUUUUGAAAUGUGUCUCUGAAGUCAGAGAAAUGUAUCAUAACUCAAACGUUUCUCCGGAUAAUUUGUCUUGUUCUACUAAUGAAAAAUGUACCCGCGUGGAUGAAGGAAAUACAAUUUUAUUCAACUUGCAAAAUCAAAUUGAAAUACUUAAUGGUAAAUUGGGAGCCACUAACACAAUGGAUUUAUUUUUCAAAAGUGUAUCAGCAGACAUAGAAGAUUUCUGUAUUCGUGCCAUUGAUGAUGUGAAACUUAAAAUUUUGGAGUGUGUUUCCGAAGUUAAAGAAAUGUAUUUUAUUCCUGAGUUGGGUUCAGUGGCUUCUUCAAUAAAUGGCAACUCAACACCCAACUAUGUACCACCACACACAGCACCUAUAAACCUCAACAACGUACCGCAAUCGCCAACUCAAGGAUUUAUAACAUACGUACCUCUUUAUUGCAAUGACCCGUCUAAUUAUGUAACUUCAUAUUAUUAGAUUGGAAAGAAAAAAUUGAUUUUGUUAGUCAUGUUUUUAGAUUAGUUUGAAUUCAACGAUUUAAUUCCAGGUACCUCAGAGAAACAUGAGCCUGUUGUACCCUCCUGUAAUCUUUUUUUUGUGUGUUUAUCGUAAUUUUCUUAAACUAAUAAGAAUAAUAUAUUUGUGUAAUACUUUUUAAUUAUAUUGUGGAUUUAAUUAAAUUAAUCUUGUUUAACAUAUAAAAAUUCGAAAAAGUCACUUGUUAUUAAUUUGUGAAACAAUAUAAUAUUAUUAUGUCUAAUAGGUACCUAUACAAUUAAUAUAGUGAUACAUAAAGUUAAUAUAUUGUAUAGCUCCAUCGUUGAACAUUUACAAUUGUCAAACAUAUCGUAUACCAACAUUUUUUUUUAUUAAAGAUUGUAUUGUUUGGACAGUAUAUAAAUGUAUCAUAAUAUUAAAUAGGGCUGUGAAUUUAAAGCGUUUACAAAUGAUUAAUAAAUUGUUGCUAAACUUCAUACUUCACUUACCUGAACAAUUUUUUUUUUAACUAUCGGUAAAUAUUUAUUUAUUUAUUUAUAUUUAUUUGAGGCCUUCUUAUUUGUCUCUACUAUUCGAUUGAACAAUAUAGGUGAUCAUAAUAACUGUUGUUUUAAAAUAAUAAAAGCUUAUAACAUACACUGUACCUACCUAUAUAAUGUUAUAUCCAAAUGUAUUAAAAAUAAAUAAAUAAACGUAAGAAAAUAAAUUGUAAACUAUGAAAACUUUUAAAAAUAUGUGAAGAAACAAAAGUUUUUAAACUUGAUUCAAUAUUAUGUGAUUCAGACUUUUUCUAAAGAAAGCCAUGUUGUACAAUUAAGAUAAGUUAAAAUGCAUUAUGAUACAAAUUCAUAACUAAUAUUUAUAUUGAUAAAAUUUGGUUUCACAGACCAGAUAAAGUGUAUCUAUCAUUUUAACUAGUUAGUACAAAUUGUUAAAUUUUAAGAGCGACAUUUGAUUCACAAAAUAUUUUUUAAACUUUUUGUGUGUGUGUGUGUUUUGGCAAAUAAAAAUAGUUCUUCUUUAGUCAACUGUCACCAAACCAUAUUACAAAAUUUGGUACUUAUACUUAAUGCCAUAAAUAAUUUUUUU
Messenger RNA from Aphis gossypii (cotton aphid), 2657 nucleotides. RefSeq lists its product as uncharacterized. Lineage: Eukaryota; Metazoa; Arthropoda; Insecta; Hemiptera; Aphididae. The record is from RefSeq and is a predicted model, not a curated record. Gene Ontology annotation, biological process: regulation of transcription by RNA polymerase II. Gene Ontology annotation, cellular component: nucleus; transcription regulator complex. The transcript has 4 exons. Bases 204 to 1547 code for a protein of 447 amino acids.